Molecule: messenger RNA, 1649 nt
Organism: Chondrus crispus (carragheen)
Lineage: Eukaryota; Rhodophyta; Florideophyceae; Gigartinales; Gigartinaceae
Product: Cysteine synthase (fragment) CYS2
Exons: 4
Cellular component (GO): cytoplasm
Molecular function (GO): cysteine synthase activity
Source: RefSeq, a predicted model, not a curated record
AUGCGUCAUUGUUAUUCCGAGCAGCCAGUCGCAGGAGAAGAAGGACGCGCUCAAAUACGCUGGCGCGGACCUCGUGCAGGUCCCGCCGAAGCCGUACUCCAACCCGAACAACUACGUCAAGUUCGGCGCGCGCUUGGCGCGCGAGCUCGGCGCCGUCUUCACCAGCCAGUUUGACAACACCGCGAACCGCGCAGCCCAUGUGGCUACCACCGGCCCGGAGAUCUGGGCCCAACUCAAGGGCGAGGUCCACGGGUUUAGCUGUGCGGUCGGCACCGGCGGCACGCUCGCGGGCACGGCAGAGUAUUUGAGGAGCGUGAGUGAUACGGUUAAGAUCGCUAUUACGGAUCCGUGCGGGGCGAAGUUGGUUAGGUUUUAUAGGGAUGGACAGCUCAAGGCGGAGGGUGAUUCUAUCUCGGAGGGCAUUGGCCAGGGCAGGAUUACCGGCAACCUCGACGGGUUUAAGCCGGAUUAUGCAUUUGAGAUUCCGGACGGCGAGGCUCUCAAGAUUGUUUAUGACCUGAUGCAGGAAGAAGGCAUGUGUCUUGGAACGUCAUCCGGGAUUAAUAUUGCUGGAGCAAUGCGUCUUGCAAAGGAACUCGGUCCUGGCCACAACCUCGUCACAAUUCUCUGCGAUCUCGGGACUCGGUAUACUGGAAAGCUGUUCAACGCGCCGUACCUCGCGGAGAAGGGACUCCCGCAGCCAGAAUGGCUUGCUCAAGACUUGUCGCAAGCCGUCACAGCCGCAGUCGAAAGGACCACAAUCCCAGACGAGCAAGCUGCGGCCGAGCAAGCCGAAAACGCCGCAAAGGCCGCAGCGAACCCAUAAAAACACUUGACUUCGAAACAGGACCGUAGAUCGAAGUCAUCCAAGUCCAUAAAUCACAGAAGGACAGGCUUGGAGGGGUGACGCCGUUCGUAGUGGCAUGGGUUUUGUUUUACAUAGUAACUCUCUAACGACUGAACCGACUGAACACAUGACAGGCAACGAAAAAACACUAUUGUGCCUUUUCUUGCGCCUCCUUUGCCGCCGCCAAAUCUCUACAAAACGGCCCGCCCGCCGGUGUCUUGAGGCUGGUACGGCCUUGCGGUCCCUCACACCCGUUGCGGUCUAUCUGCGGUCCGAUCUUCGGUUGCCUGCCAGCCUUGAGGUCCGAGAGCACGCUCUUGACAGUCUUCUUGGUAAGAUCCUCGUAGAAGUGAUCAUUGAUUUGCACCAUAGGCGCGUUAACACACGCUCCCAGACACUCGGCUUCCAUCACAUGAAACAGGCCAUCUGCGGUAUCUCCCCCCACCUCAACGCCCAAGUGCUCCUUCACGGCGUCAAGAAUAUCAUAAGCACCUCGCAGCAUGCACGGCGUCGUGGUGCACACCUGCACGUUGUACUUUCCGAUCUUGUCGCGGUUGAACAUGGUGUAAAAGCUGGCCACCUCGUACACGCGGAUCGGCGCCAUCCCCAGUAGCUUUGCGACCUUGUUCAUCGCCGACAGCGGGAGCCAUCCGCCGUUCUGUCUCUGCGCGAGAUCGAGCAGCGGGAUGACGGCGGACGCGGCGUAGUUCUUCGGGUAGCGCUUCAGGAUCGUCUGAAUCUGGGCGUAGUUCUCGUCGGAAAAGUCGAAUGGCGUGUCCACCGUGUUGUCCGCCGAGUCGCG